Molecule: messenger RNA, 709 nt
Organism: Lathyrus oleraceus (garden pea)
Lineage: Eukaryota; Viridiplantae; Streptophyta; Magnoliopsida; Fabales; Fabaceae
Product: LOB domain-containing protein 2
Exons: 2
Coding region: 13-648 (211 amino acids)
Source: RefSeq, a predicted model, not a curated record
UCUCAUGACAGGAUGCAAGAAAGUGACAACAACAGCAACAACAACGUUGUUACACAUCAAGCAUGUUCAGCAUGCAAACAUCAAAGAAAAAAAUGCAGUGAUAACUGCACAUUAGCACCGUAUUUUCCAUCAAACAAAAACAAAGAAUUUCAAGCAGUUCACAAAGUUUUCGGAGUUAGCAACAUAACAAAAAUGGUAAAGAGUUGUGAAGAAACAGAAAGAAAAAGAGUAGUGGAUUCAUUGAUUUGGGAAGCAUUGUGUAGACAAAAAGAUCCUAUAAAUGGUUCUCUUGGAGCAUAUAAAAAAGUUUACAAUGAGUAUAGAAAAGUAUUUGAAGAACUUAGAAUAAUAAAAGAGCAAAAUCAAUUAUUGCACAUGCAAAGUAAUCAAGGGUUAAUAUCAACCAAACCAAUAAGUGAUUCUAAUGGAAUGGAUUAUCAUCUUCUUCAUCAGAAUAAUGGUGUUGGUUCUUCAUUAUAUACUUCUUAUUAUUCACAUUAUUUACAAGAUUAUGACAAUUUGAGGACAGAAGUUGCUAUUCCAAUUCAGCAACACUCAUCACAGAGUUUGAGGCAGGUGAUGAAUUCAAUCAGUGAACAGUGGGAGCAUAUGGAAGAAGGCACUAGGGUUGGUAAUCAUGCAGUGUGAAGAAAGUUUCAUAUUUGGAUUUGAAAUUUCAAAACUGAGAUAUGAAUCUUUUAGACUUUUC